AUGGCAAGACUAGAAACGGGUCUAAAUACUUCGUUUAACUACAUGGAAGAGAGUGAUGAAGCAUAUCUGUAUGAGGAAAACACCGUAAACUCUCUUAAGCUCAAAAAUCUGAUAGAUGAGGAUGCAUACAACAGUGCAAGAUUUGGAGAUGACCAUAAGUACAUAAGCUCGAAGAAGAGAAGAGAUAAAAAAAAGAAAAAGAAGGCUGGUGAAGAAAUACGAAAAAUAGUAAAUAGAAAAGUGGUAAACUUGCCUGCAUCUCAACCCUACAUAAAGCUUGUUGAUGGAGAAGAGAGGAUGUGUUUUAAGUACAAUACAAAAGUAAGUGAAUCAGCAUUGAGUACAAUGCCAAAAAUAGAACUAGAAGAAAAUGAGUUCUGUGUUAGAUUUGACCUGGACAGUGUAGAUAUAAGUAAGCUAAAUGAGAAAUUCAAGGCAGAUAAUUGUGUAUAUCCAAGAGCUAAUAUUCCCUAUGAAAUGUACACUGGUAAUAGAUGGAACUACGAAACAGAGUGUAAUCGACUAGCUUGGCAGUUUGUAUCACUCAACCCAGUGCUUCUAUAUGGAAAGAAAGGGCUUAUACAACGAGCCGUAGAUUCAUUUAGAAACAUCAGUAAAACGAGUAAGGGACAGAAAUUUUACAAAGAAGAAACGUUUUAUGGAGACAUUGAGAAGAGAAAGCAUCUUUCUCCUGCUGUUUCUUCUGUGCUUAUCUCGUGGUCUUCUCGUGGGACAACAAAAAAGUGCAAGGUGCAGGUGGGUGUUGAUAACAUUGACUAUUCUAAGAUAUCUGACGAGUUUAAGGCUAAAUACUCGGUGCUUGAUGAUAAAUUUGACGAAAAUAGCUUUGGACUUGAAAGAUGGGAGAGCAAAAACGAGGACAAUGAGCUUGCAGUCAAGAUCGCUUUUUUAAAUGUUGAGAACACGUCCUUUCUAAAUGCGAUCAAGGCUGUUGGAGUGCACACUGUUCUUAAAAGAGCCGUGGGUGCAUACAAGCACAAAAAGGAUGAGCUUCUAGCGAUGAGUGAAGACGCAGAAGCCCAGGAUGUUGUGACCAGUGCGCUGGACUACGCAUUUAAUUCUGUAAAUUUAAGUGACAAAGAAGAAAAUUAA
Messenger RNA from Vittaforma corneae ATCC 50505, 1113 nucleotides. RefSeq lists its product as uncharacterized. Bases 1 to 1113 code for a protein of 370 amino acids. NCBI's taxonomy places the organism in Eukaryota, Fungi, Microsporidia, Nosematidae. The record is from RefSeq and is a predicted model, not a curated record. The transcript has a single exon.